Habropoda laboriosa is the source of this 1398-nucleotide messenger RNA. Its product is annotated as glutaryl-CoA dehydrogenase, mitochondrial. Gene Ontology annotation, molecular function: flavin adenine dinucleotide binding; fatty-acyl-CoA binding; glutaryl-CoA dehydrogenase activity. Gene Ontology annotation, cellular component: mitochondrial inner membrane. The record is from RefSeq and is a predicted model, not a curated record. The transcript has 8 exons. The coding region runs from base 118 to 1398 and encodes 426 amino acids. Gene Ontology annotation, biological process: fatty acid beta-oxidation using acyl-CoA dehydrogenase; fatty-acyl-CoA biosynthetic process. Lineage: Eukaryota; Metazoa; Arthropoda; Insecta; Hymenoptera; Apidae.
GUGCGAGACAGAAAAGCUGGGUGCGAUAUUUUUGUUGCUUUCGAGCGGGGUCAAGCGGAUGCCUGAUAACGCGCUUCUCACUGAGGCCAACAAGUCAGUUUUCUGUCGACUCUGAACAUGGCUGCUCUCACGCGAAACAUUUUAUCGAAAUAUGAUCGAUUUUAUCGUGAAAUUCCAUCCAGACAGAUUUCAGUCUCAUCUAUACUGGGAGGAAAACCCACCUUCAACUGGCAAGAUCCAUUUGAUCUCGAGUCUCAGCUUACUCGGGAUGAGAUCCUGAUGAGAGAUCAGUUUCGCUUCUACUGUAAGGACAAGCUUCUGCCUCGUGUUGUCGAGGCAAAUCGCAAUGAAGUCUUCCACAAGGAGAUAAUGAGGGAAUUAGGCGAAUUGGGCAUCCUAGGGUGCACCAUGAAGGGCUAUGGUGCUGCUGGUGUCUCUUCGGUGGCCUAUGGUCUUCUGGCUAAAGAAAUCGAAUCUGUGGACAGUGGAUAUAGAUCUGCAAUGUCUGUGCAGUCUUCUCUGGUUGCUGGAUCCAUCUAUGCACAUGGAAGCGAGACACAAAAGCAGAAGUAUUUGCCAAAAUUGGUGUCAGGUGAACUGAUCGGUUGUUUCGGGCUAACAGAGCCAAACCAUGGCAGCGAUCCAGCUUCAAUGGAGGCUAAAGCAACCUAUGACUCUCAGAACAAGGUUUACAAACUCUCUGGCAGCAAAACAUGGAUCACAAACUCUCCAAUAGCUGAUGUUCUGAUAAUCUGGGCGAAGUGCGAGGAUCGUAAUAUUCGAGGAUUCAUAGUUGAGAGAGAAGGCAAUGAGAACAGUCUGUCUACACCUAAAAUCGAAGGAAAAUUCUCUCUAAGAGCUUCGGUAACAGGUAUGAUCCUAAUGGACAACGUGAUGGUGCCUGAAGAGAACCUUCUACCAAACGCUAACGGUUUAAAAGGUCCCUUCAGCUGUCUGAACAAUGCUCGAUAUGGGAUAGCAUGGGGAGCACUUGGUGCAGCUGAGAGUUGCUUGAACAUAGCUAAGUCGUACACAACAGAGAGGAAGCAAUUUAACAGGCCGCUGGCGGCCAACCAAUUAAUACAGAAGAAGCUGGCAGACAUGAUGUGUGACAUCGCGUUCGGACUCCAGGCCUGUCUCAGGGUGGGCAGGCUGAAGGAUGAGGACAAAGCCACUCCAGAGAUGAUCUCCAUGAUAAAGAAGAAUUCAACCACGAAAGCUCUGGAAGUCGCGAGAACAGCCAGGGAAAUGCUAGGUGGUAACGGGAUAUCCGAUGAAUAUCACGUUAUAAGACACGUGAUGAACCUGGAAAGUGUAAUUACCUACGAAGGUACGAGUGAUAUUCAUGCUCUGAUACUUGGCAGAGCCAUUACCGGUAUCCAAGCCUUUACUGCGUAA